This is a messenger RNA of Lytechinus pictus (painted urchin), 5325 nucleotides long. RefSeq lists its product as uncharacterized. NCBI's taxonomy places the organism in Eukaryota, Metazoa, Echinodermata, Echinoidea, Temnopleuroida, Toxopneustidae. The record is from RefSeq and is a predicted model, not a curated record. Bases 1584 to 2363 code for a protein of 259 amino acids. The transcript has 2 exons.
ACAAUAAACUUUUUGUCAGGGUGAACUUCCCCUUUAAAUUUUUCAUAUUUUUCUUUUAACUUACCCUUUAAUUUUUAGGACAUUAUACAUUCUGCCCAUCAGGGGUGGUUACCUUGGGGGAAGGGACAGUGUCCCCACACUUAUUGAAGCACUAACAAAGUGCCCCUUUUUCCAAAAUGCCCCCCCCCCCUUACAGACGUUCUUAGUGCCAUUUUUUUCUUAGAAAUAGAAGGACGUGUGUCAUGUGUCAAUGAGUGCCCUUUUGCCUUUUUAUAAGUGCCCAUUCUCUAUAAGUUGCUUGUGUUAACCGCUCUUCCAACUAGCACACUCGCUUGCUAUGCUCGCUCGCUUGAUAUAUGACCCACAAGCAUAUAAUCUUUAUAUUUAAUAAUCAGAAAUCUCCUCAGUCAAAAAAAAGUUUUGUCCAAUUUAAAUGACCACGAAAAAACAGCCAUUAAAAAAAAAACUGAUUGUAAAUGUCAUCAUUUAAUUAGAGUGGUGUACGCCCUUUUCAAAAGAAAAUGCCAUUUUAUUACCUACCGCCCCCUCCCCACUUCCACCUUUGCCCCACCGCCCCUGUCAUUCAUGAUGAAUGUGUAGAAAACAACUAACAUACAUAAGAGCAAGUCUAAUUAAGUUUUACUACUAGCAACCUAUGUAAAAGCAAUACAGAUAUAACUGCUUGAACACAAGAGGGCGCUGUAGAUUUUAAAAUUUGAAUAAUUAAUUACUGUGCAACUUUUGACCUUGACGAGUUAUGAAACAAUGUUCAGUGAUUUUUCAUCUAAAAUGUGACAAAAAAUCAGGUAGAUACAAGAGUUGAGGCACGAAAAUGAAAAAGGAGGCAUAUAUCUGAUGUAUGGCCCGCGGUCUAAUAAUGAAUAACAGCUAUUUAAACAUCCCUAUUAUUGUGAUUACCGUGGUAACCUUGAUUAUGAUUGGUUGGUUAUACCAUCGUAGUUUCCAUACUUGUAACUCAUGAUGAAACAGGCCCCAGUUUAUCAUGUUUAAUACGUUUCCUGUCCCCUUUAUUCUCCAGCAUUUCUUACUCUGUUUUUUUCCAUUUAAUCAUUUUCCCACUCAAGUUCUUUUGUGCCGCCUUUCUCCUACAUAUGAAGAGCUAACUUUCAAAAGGGGUUAGGUCUAUUUUUCAUCAAAUUUGAUUUUUAUAUCUUAAUGUAUAGAUUUUUAGUAGCUCUAUAAGAUGAUACCAUAGAAAAGUUGAAAUUCCUAUUAAAAAGUGAACAAAAAUGGCAAAGAAAAAUCACUUUUUUCAAAAAGGGUUAGGUCCAUUUCAGUUUAGUUGCAAAGGGGUUAGGUACACAAUGAUAUUUUUUUUUUAGUAUAUAGAAAAAAAUUGGAGACAGGUAGAUUUCUUUUAUACCCAAUUUUAUGUUCACUGUUCACAUGAUAGCGCCACCUGCUCACGUUUGUGCAAGAACGACGACGACGUAAACCGAUUGUGCCUCACAAUUUCAUCAUAAUUUUCAUCUUUCUGACCUAUCGUGAUACUACUUAUAGUUGCUAUAGUGUUUAUACACCACUAUUAGAACUCCAGUAAUCAGCAGGACAUAUUUGAAACGAUGGAAACAAGGAAUAAAGUGAAAAACAACUCGGCAAAAGCAACUGGGAAGGCUCAAACUCUGACCAACGAUACACCGAAGGAAACCAACCGGGACCAGCAAGGGGUAGAGUCGUCCCACUCUUUGCCUCAUACGUCUCGCUCGUCAGGUGCUCAGCCAUGUACAACGGAAAGAAAAGACACCACUGAAGACAAAGAAAGACUUUUUGGAGAUGAUCUUCAGCGGAGAAUAGAGGAUGCCCUUCAAUCAAAAGAGGUGAUUUCAUCUAUUGUGAAGGCGGUUUCCGAUGCCAUUUUGGAGGACGUCAAGAAUGAAGUCUACAAAGCAAUCGAUUUCGAUAUGCAAGAGAAAACUAAUAAAAUCGCAGAUCUUGAUCAUCAACUGCAUAACGUGAAGGCACAGAUCUCAUCUUUUCGUGAUGUCAUGGAAGAACAGGAACAAUAUUCCAGGCGAAACUGUCUUCGCUUUCACGGGAUCAACGAAUCAGCGAACGAAGUAACAGAUGACAUCGUUAUCAAAGUAGUCCGGGAGAAACUUCAAAUCAACAUUCAGCCAUCCGAUAUCGACCACUCUCAUAGGAUACCGCUUCGAGCCAAAGGGCCGGCCAACGUCAACGACCACAAAGACGUGGUCAACAAGGAGCUGACAGCCAGGAAGAAGCGGACGGAACCCCAAUCAACCCCAUCAUUGUCAAGUUUGCACGAUACAAUGCCCGAAACGCAGUGUACAAAGCGAGAUCAAAACUCAAAGGAUCAAAUGUUUACAUCCAUGAAGACCUGACCAGAAUAAGAAGUGAAUUGGUAUACGAAGCCCGUAAGCAUGAACGAAUAAGGAGAGUUUGGACAAACGAUGGCCGUGUAACUGCACUUACCAAGGAUGACAGAAAGGUAAAACUAAGGAAAAUCAGUGACUUAGAUAAACUUUGACUUUGAUCGACCAAUUGUUUACAUUAACACGCUUCAUUAUUAACCCAUGGGUCUGAAGUUCCCGUGUUUAAAGUGUGAUAAGUCGGUAAAAUCAAAUCAAAAUGCUGUUAUGUGUGUAAAAUGUACCAAAUGGAUUCACUUGUCAUGUUCUACAAUAGAGAAAUCGUUUUUUUAAUCUAAUUCUGACUGGAUUUGUGAAAUAUGCUUAUUCAGUGAACUUCCUUUCCACCAUAUAAUAGAUGUAAAUGUUUCAAAUGUUAAUCGUCCUUUAAGAAAUCCAAUUGUUUUAAAUAAGGAAAAUGUAUUUGAUACGCUCAAAACUUUUUCUGGUAUCAUUAUUGCACAUUUAAACGUUUGUUCUUUAUUUAAAAACAUCGAAGAAAUCCGUUCUAUUGUAAAGGAAACGAAAAUUCAUAUUUUAACAUUAUCAGAAACUCGAUUAGAUGAAUCCAUACCUGAUGAAGAAGUAAACAUUGAAAAUUAUAUAUCUGUGAGGAAAGAUAGGAACAGAAAUGGAGGUGGAAUAAUCACUUUUGUUCACAAAUCGUUGAAUUAUACCUACCCACAAGAAUUAUGUGUUGAGGGUCUAGAAUCAAUCUGUAUAGAGGUGCAUUUACCUAAACAGAAACAAUUUAUUGCAUUUUCAUGGUACAGACCUCCCGACUCAAGUGUAACUGUGUUUAAUCUCUUUGAGAAAGUUCUUCAAGAUAUAGAAGUACGAAGACUUGAAUUUGUACUGGUUGGAGACCUAAAUUGUGACCUCCUCCCAAAAAAGCUUUCAAACAAUGCAAAGCGCCUUUUAGAAAUCUCGAAAGAUUUCAAUUUAACACAACUUGUAAAUUCUCCAACACGAGUUACUAACUCGUCACAAACACUGAUAGAUCAUAUAUUUAUUUCAAACUGUGAUAAUGCAAAGAGAUGCACCGUUAUACCUGUCAGUCUAAGCGAUCAUUACAUGGUCGCGCUUUCUUGGGGAAAGGUCAAACCUCAGAUAUGUUCAGACCAUUGUUAUGUAUACUCUCGUAAUAUAAAAAAUAUUGAUAUUGAAACCUUUGUUAAUGAAAUUAAUGACAUGCCAAAUAAUGAUAUACUUUGUGAGAAUAACACGGAAAAGGCUUAUGAAAUGUGGAUGAAAAUGUUUUAAUCAAUUUUGAAUAAACAUGCUCCUAUUAAGAGAAAAAGAGUAAGACACAAAAAGUCUCCUUGGAUGACGAGUGAUAUCUUAGAGUUAAUGCGUAAAAGGGACAAAGCAAAAGAAAGGGCAAAGAUAUCUAAAAAUAUAAGUGACUGGAAUGAAUAUAAGAAAAUUCGUAAUAAUGUAACAUCUGCCCAAAGAUCAGCCAAGCGAAAAUACGUAACGGAAAGUAUAAAAAAGAAUGUAGGCAACUCAGCUAUGAUGUGGAAGGUUUUACGUGAUAUAUUGCCAGGUAGAAAUAAGAAUACAGGAAUACGAAAAAUUGUUUAUAAAAAUGAAGAAUACGCAAAGAGCAAAGAUAUUGCAAAUGUACUUAAUGCCCAUUUUUCUUCUUUAGCUAUGAAUAAGAAGCAACCAAUUCAGCAACAUGGAGCCAGAGGAAAUCCGGUUCAGUUUAUGGCUCAUGUAAACUCCUUCUUUUCAUUUGCUCAGAUUACUGGAGAACAAAUCAGAAAAUGUCUUUUAGAGAUACCACGUAACAAAGCGACCGGUCUCGAUACAAUUCCUUCAAGUAUUCUGAAAGACUCGUCUCCCUGUAUUGUUAACACACUGGCAAAUAUCAUUAAUUCAUUGAAAGAAGGGUAUGUUCCACUCGAAUGGAAAAGGGCAAGAAUUACUCCAUUAUUUAAGGGUGGUGAUGCUUCAAAUCCAUUUAAUUACAGACCAAUAUCUGUAUUACCAGUACUCUCCAAAGUCAUAGAAAAGAUAGUCUUUAAACAAAUAUAUAAAUAUCUAAAUGAAAAUGACAUACUUAUUCCAAACCAAUUUGGUUUCCGUCCAAACUUUUCAACAAGCCUUGCUCUAUUAAAUCUGACUGAAAAUAUUACUAAAUCACUUGAUAGAGGUGAGUCAGUUGCCCUUGUUGCAUUAGACCUGGAAAAGGCAUUUGAUAUGAUUAGCCACGAGAUAUUGCUUAAAAAAUUAAAAUGUUAUGGAUUUGAUGAAAAUUGUUUACGAUGGAUUCAAAAUUAUUUUCAAUUUAGAACCCAGAAAACCGUCAUAAAUGGAAAUGAAUCCACUGAACAAAUUGUACAAUGUGGAAUAGCUCAAGGGAGUAUUCUUGGGCCUUUGUUUUUCAUACUAUACAUGAACGAUCUCCCCAAAGUAAUAAAAUAUUGUAACAUAUCACUUUAUGCAGACAAUACCUGUCUGUAUGUAUCAUCUAGAGAUCCUACUCGAAUGCAAGAUAUGGUAAACGAAGACCUGGCCUCUAUUCAAGAUUGGUUAAUACACAAUGAGCUUUUGUUGAAUGUUAAAAAGUGUAAGCUGGUCAUUAUAGGCUCGAAGCGUAAGACCAAUUUAUUUGCCAAUGUCAAUGUACGGAUUAAUGACCAAGUUCUGGAAAGAGUAGAAAACUGCAAUUGUUUGGGUAUCGUUAUUGAUAAGGAAUUAACUUGGCGACCAUACAUUGACGGUGUCCGAUCCAAAGUCCUACGAAGUUUCUUUAUGUUGAGGAGAAUCCGACCAUAUAUAGACAUAUCCACUGCUACUCUUUUGUAUAAGACAAUGAUUCACCCCCAUUUCGACUAUUGUAACACCGUGUGGAUGAAACCUGAUUCAACUUCUCUGAAACGGCUUCAAAUCCUCCAAAACAGAGCAUUGAGGAUAAUUCUACAGGUGG